Messenger RNA from Nannospalax galili (Upper Galilee mountains blind mole rat), 2434 nucleotides. RefSeq names its product guanylate-binding protein 4-like. NCBI's taxonomy places the organism in Eukaryota, Metazoa, Chordata, Mammalia, Rodentia, Spalacidae. Gene Ontology annotation, biological process: defense response to protozoan; defense response to Gram-positive bacterium. The record is from RefSeq and is a predicted model, not a curated record. Gene Ontology annotation, molecular function: GTP binding; GTPase activity.
CUUCAGAAAGUCCAGAGCAAACAGGAAUUCCUCCAGCUGAACUCAGCUCACAGACUCUGGGUUUUUAAAUUGCUGUUGUUGUUGUUUUGUUUUGUUUUCUUAUCUUUUUUCACUAACUGAAUAUGGUACAAAGCCCUCAGCCUUUGAUUCAUCUGAAAAGUCUUGUAGUUUCAAUUUGGAGUCUCCUCAUCUGAACUUGUUUUGGGGUGGCUGUUAAUUUGUAACUUCUGAGAACAGAGGAUGUUGAAGACGAAGACCAGUGAGUUUAAGUAGCUGAGAAUCUGUUCCCUGACCGCAGACCCAGCACCUGAAUCAUACAAAAUUUGGAAAGUUGAUACACAUGUUAUAUAAACAAGAAGCUGAUACACCUCUGCCUUGAAUAACCAAGAGGACAUGACCUCCAUAUCCAGGCCAUGGAUUUCACUAAGUGACUGUUUUGAGUUACAGGCUGCCGUGGCAUCUGAAUCCAUCAUGAAGGCACCCAUUUGUCUAGUAGAAAACUGGAAGGAGCAGCUGGCAGUGAAUCCUGAAGCCAUACAGAUUCUUGACAAGAUUUCUCAGCCCUUGGUGGUGGUGGUCAUCGUUGGCCUAUAUCGCACAGGAAAGUCCUACCUCAUGAAUCGUCUUGCAGGACAAAACCAUGGCCUCCCUCUGGGCUCCACGGUGCAGUCUGAAACCAAGGGCAUCUGGAUGUGGUGUGUGCUCCACCCCACCAAGCCAAACCACACCCUGGUCCUCCUGGACACUGAGGGCCUGGGUGAUGUGGAAAAGGGUGACCCUAAAAAUGACUCGUGGAUCUUCACCCUGGCCGUGCUUCUGAGCAGCACCUUUGUCUACAACAGCAUGAGCACCAUCAACCACCAGGUCCCGGAGCAGCUGCACUACGUGACUGAACUGACACAGCGAAUCAGGGCAAAACCAGGUCAAGCCAUGAUGAAGCAGGGGACUCCAGUGAGUUCGUGUUUCUUUCCAAACUUUGUCUGGACUGUUCGGGAUUUCACUCUGGAGCUGAAGUUAGAUGGACACCCCGUCACAGAAGAUGAGUACCUGGAGAAUGCGCUAAAGCUGAUUCCAGGAGAAAAUCCCAAAAUCCAAAAUGCUAACAUGUCUAGAGAAUGCAUCAGAUACUUCUUUCCAGAACGGAAGUGUUUUGUCUUUGAUUGGCCUACAAGUAACAGGAAGUUAUUAUCCUAAAUUGAAAAAGUUCCAGAAAACCAACUGGAAUGGAAUUUCUAGGUUGAAUCAAAAAAUUUCUGUUCCUAUAUCUUCACCAAUGCAAAGACCAAAACUCUGAGAGAAGGGAUUGCUGUCACUGGAAAUCGUCUGGGGAGUCUGGUGAAGACCUACGUGGAUGCCAUCAACAGUGGGGCCGUGCCUUGUUUGGAGAAUGCAGUGAUGACCCUGGCCCAGCGUGAGAACUCAGCCGCUGUGCAGAAGGCAGCUGACCACUACAGCAAGCUGAUGGUCCAGCGCAUGAAUCUCCCCACAGACACACUCCAGGAACUACUGGAUGUGCACAGAGCCUGUGAGAAGGAAGCCAUUGCUGUAUUCAUGGAGCAUUCCUUCAGGGAUGAUGAGCAGGAGUUCCAGAAGAGACUGGUGGCUACCAUAGAUAAAAGGAAGGAAGAUUUCUUGCUGCAGAAUGAAACAGCAUCCCUCAUGCAUUGCCAGGCCAAGCUGCAGAAACUUUCAGAGCCCCUGAUGCUAAGCAUUUCAAGAGGAGCUUUCUGUGUUCCUGGAGGACACAGACUCUACGUAGGAGCCAAGAAGAAGGUUGAGUGGCAAUAUGGACAGGUGCCCAGGAAAGGAGUUAAGGCAAAUGAUAUCCUCCAAGGCUUCCUUCAGUCACAGGCUGCUGUAGAAAGCUCCAUCCUGCAGUCAGACAAAGCCCUUAUUGAUGGACAGAGAGGCCUUACAGCUGAGCGAACCAAGAAAGAGGUGGCUCAGAAGAAACAGCACCUGCUGAGACAGGAACAGAAUAGGCAACAGCGAGUGAUGGAUGCUCAAGAGAGAAGAUUCCAAAAGCACAUUGUCCAAAUUCAGGAAAAGAUGGGAAGACAAAGGGAGAGACUUCAGAGAGAGCAGGGGAUGAUGCUGGAGCACAAGCUGCAGGUCCAAGAAGAACUGCUUAUUGAAAGGAUUUGCAAUAAUUCUGAUGUGCCAAAGAAUAAAAUAAGUCAACAAAGGGGAGAGACUGAAAGUGCUAGAAAAGAUCCUGGCUGUCUGUUCACACCCUGGAUACAUGGUCAUGUGUUCAUUGCAGCUUUACCAGGGACUGAUAGAAUAUGCUAUUCAGGGAUGAAAUCCAUCGGCGGACAUAGGAGGCUGUCCCGGUUUGGUUCCAUCGCUGUGGUAAAAACACUGACCAGACCGAUUUCGGGAGGAAGUGGUUUAUUUGACUUACAACUCACAGUCCAUCAUCAAGGGAAGCCAA